This is a messenger RNA of Phyllopteryx taeniolatus (common seadragon), 4432 nucleotides long. It is a transcript of the gene asap3, whose product is annotated as ArfGAP with SH3 domain, ankyrin repeat and PH domain 3. Gene Ontology annotation, molecular function: GTPase activator activity; protein binding. The record is from RefSeq and is a predicted model, not a curated record. Lineage: Eukaryota; Metazoa; Chordata; Actinopteri; Syngnathiformes; Syngnathidae. Gene Ontology annotation, biological process: positive regulation of GTPase activity. The transcript has 26 exons. Bases 238 to 3246 code for a protein of 1002 amino acids. Gene Ontology annotation, cellular component: cytoplasm.
UCCUCUUCCUCGUCCUUUCAGUCAGUGUGGCGCACAAUAGCGUCAGAGUCACACACUCUCCCCUCUCAGCGCAAUCGAGGACACUUCGUUUCUUUUUUUUUUUUGGGGGGGGGGACACUUUUACUCUCUGGCUUCCAGUGGGAAUUAACUGCGUGCGCCCAAGCUUUGCGUCGUUUGCCACAACGCGGUGAUUUUAUAUUUUGCUGAGUUUACUUUGGGAAAACCUUGGAGGCAAACAUGCCGGAGAGGAUCAGCAUUUCGGACUUUGUGGUUCUGACCAAUGAGGAUCUGUCGUCGCCGGCCACGUCCACCUUUCAGGCCAAAAUGAACGACUGCAGGAGCACCGUGUCCGCCGUGGAGGAGUCACUGGAGAUGGAUCACCUGACUCUCCAAAAGAUGAAGAAGAUGAUCAAAGCCAUCCACAACUCCGGAAUCACUCACAUCGAAGCCAAGGAGCAAUACACUGAAGUCCUGGAGAGGCUGGGCAACAGCCACCUGAGCCAGGACAACAACGAGGUCUCCACGGGCUUCCUCAACCUGGCCGUGUUCACCCGAGAAGUCACGGCCCUGCUCAAGAAUCUGGUGCAGAACCUCAACAACAUCAUGGCCUUCCCUUUGGAAAAUGUGCUGAAAUCAGAGCUGCGCGACAGCAGAUUGGAGCUGAAGAAACAGAUGGAGAGGAGCUGGAAAGAGUACGACUUAAAAAUAGCAAAAUUGGAGAAGGACCGCAGGGAAAAGAGCAGACAGCUCAUUCGGACGGAGGGAUCGGACGGAGGGGAGGACAUGGAGAGGGAGAGGAGGACCUUCCAGCUACAGAUGUGCGAGUACCUUUUGAAGAUCCAGGAGCUGAAGGUCCGUCAAGGCCCGGAUCUCCUCCAGAGCCUCAUAAAGUUCUUCCAGGCCCAGCUCAGUUUCUUUCAGGAUGGGCUGAAAGCUGCAGAAAAUAUUGCUCCCUUUGUGGAGAAACUGGCUUCCUCGGUUCACACGGUACGACUAGACCAGGACGAGGAAGUCAAACAACUCACUCAGCUGAGGGAUUCUCUUCGCUUGCUCCUGCAAGUGGACGGCAAAGAGGAAUAUCUAAACAGGAAGAACUCGGGCAACGGCUACAGCAUCCACCAGCCACAGGGCAACAAGCAGUACGGGACUGAGAAGUCGGGUUUCUUACUCAAAAAGAGUGACGGGAUCAGAAAAGUGUGGCAGAAGAGGAAAUGUGGAGUCAAAUUUGGCUGCCUUACCAUCUCUCACAGCACGAUCAAUCGACCACCGGCCAAGCUCAAUCUCCUGACCUGUCAGGUGCGACCGAACCCGGAGGACCGCAGAGCCUUUGACCUAGUUACUCAUAACCGGACAUACCAUUUCCAGACAGAGGACGAGCAGGAAUGUGUGAUCUGGGUGUCGGUGCUUCAGAACAGCAAGGAGGAGGCCCUGAACACGGCACUGGGAGGAGAUCAGCUCCACCUCCAGGACAGCGGCCUGCAGGAACUUUCCAGAUCUAUUAUCAGCGAACUUCGCCACAUGCCCGGCAACGAGGCCUGCGCUGACUGCGGCGCACCAGAUCCAACAUGGCUGUCCACUAAUCUCGGCAUUCUGACCUGCAUCGAAUGCUCGGGGAUCCACAGAGAACUGGGUGUCCACUACUCCAGGAUCCAGUCACUGACCCUGGACCUCCUGAGCACCUCUGAGUUACUGUUGGCGGUCAGCAUUGGUAACACAAGAUUCAACGACUUCAUGGAAGCAGGUCUUCCAAGUGAUACUAUCAAACCUUUGCCACAGAGUGACAUGAAUGCCAGAAAGGAGUACAUUGUCGCAAAGUACGCCGAGCGCCGCUACGUCCUGCGCAGGGAAGCGACGGAACCCGGCCAGCUGUACGACGCUGUGAAGAGUCGGGACCUGAGCUCUCUGCUGCAGCUCUUCGCCGAGGGAGCAGACCUUACCAGACCGCUCUCGGCGAACGACGGGCAUGGUCUGAAAGAAACCUCUCUUCAUUUGGCCGUGCGUCUGGAAGAAAGAAGCUCUCUGGCUAUCGUGGACUUCUUGUGCCAGAACAGCAACUGCUUGGAGAAGAGGACAGCGGAAGGCAACACAGCUCUGCACUACAGCGUCCUCCAUCACAAGCCCGAGUCACUCAAGUUGCUCCUCAAAGCCAAGGCUACUCUUCACAUAGUGAACUCUGCAGGAGAGACUGCCCUUGAUAUCGCCAGGAGGCUGCAGCACACACAAUGUGUUGAGCUGUUGGAGCUGGCGCACAAUGGGAAGUUUAACUCUCAGAUUCACGUGGAGUUCAUGUGGGACACUCAAGCUCAGGAAAUCUACGACAGCGAGGAUGACCUGGACGAGAGGGUGAGCCCAAUACCCAAGAACCGCUCUACGGCCGCCUCCAACGGAGGCGUCGGAUCCCGCUGUAGUGUGGUGAGCAGCGCCAGUGGUAACCCAGGCAACAGACCUUGUCAGACCUACGAGAACCUGGAGUUCCUCUACAGAAAUCCCCCAGCCAACAGUCCCCCCUCUGGCCUAGCAAUGCCACCACCGCUGCCUGCUAAAUCCACCCCUAAAGGUCGCUCCGACCCUCAGCUCCCGGUCACAGUGCCGGAAGUGAACCUAAACCCUCCAAGACGUGCCUCAAACCCGUCCGCCAACACCUCCGGUUUCCAGACCCAAGCCCAACAGAGCCCCCCUUCACCCAGCAUAGAGAAUCAGGCCCCGGGUGGCAAAACACACAAGGGAAGCGUGCUGAGGACUCAUAGACAUUCUGGGGAAGUGCAAGCCGGCACUGGUUCUGCCUCUCAAAGCACUUCCACGUCCUCCCAGAACCACAUUGGGCCUGUCAGUUCCGAGAAGACCACAUCUUAUCGUCGCACGUGCAGCGGAGGAGGCAACCAGGGCAAGUGUGCCGCGUUGUCUCCCACCAGCAACCAGGAGGAGCCGUAUUGUACUUUGGGGGGAAAUUGCGCCGGCUUCAGCCCGGUACCCACCGCGGUUGCCCCGUCUUCUUCGCCGGGUGUCACCUCUGCCCUUCGACCACGCCGGAACGCUAUGGUUUCGGGCAACAGGCACCAACAGAAGCGGGUCAAGGCGUUAGUGGACUGCAGACCCGCCAAUUCGGAGCAGUUGACCUUUUUCAAAGACGAGACCAUUGUGGUCACGGUCUCCGCUGAUCCCCACUGGUGGGUUGGUUACAUAGAAGGGGACUCGUCCAGGAGCGGGACCUUCCCCGUCAACUACGUCCAGAAAGUAGCAGAUUAAACACGUUUGCGAAUGACGAACUGAGCCAGCGUCGGAUGCUCGUUGGCAUGAUUACGUUAUAGCGGUCAAGUGGACUUUUAUGCUGUUUUCCGAUGUGGAUUUGCUCAAACUGCAACGUGGUGAGCGAAUUCUGGACACUCCCGGGCAGAGACUACACAGUAUGAUUUGAAAUUCUCGACCAGGAAUAGAAAACUCUCAAAAAUCUUAAUGAACACCUCGGUCCUUAUAUUGAACUUUUUUCAGUUGACUAAAAUGUUUGUAUUAACAGGUACGGCAGUCGGCAUACACAACCAUUUUUCCGUAACUUGCCGGGCUAAUCUCUUUUUUAAAAUGCACUUUAAACUCACACGGAAGAAUUCCUCAGAAAUGGGUGUUCGUAUCUCAAAAGGCCAGCUGCUGUCUCAAGAAGUUGCUAGCUGCUGUUAUGAGCUUAAAUGGGAAUCGUGUUUUGUGCCUGGAGUCAAAAAUAGAUGUAAACUAACAGGGUUAAUUAAGAGACUAUUGGGCUGGAUUUACACUAUAUGGUCCAAGUGCCCAAUUGAGACUUAAUGCUUCUAUCAGAUUCAUCAUUUUGCUAUAGUUUUGUUUAACAGGGAGUGUUUGAUCAUGUUUAUUUAUGCAGUUUGGACCGAUGUUGGUCUGUAUAUUUUACUGAUCAGUAUAUUUCAAUAAUGGGGGCACGUAGCUGAUACUUAUCAGACUUUUAAUCACAUUUGGAAGAGGCCCGAUUCCAUUCUGAAGAUAUACGAUUCCAUGCAUAUUUUUUGCCCCCGUUUUUGCUGCUUUGGCAUAUUUGCCAAUUGUGUCUCUUGAGUACAAAAAGUCGUAAUUGUGUCAUUUGAACCAUGCAGUGUAAAAGCAGCCUCAGGAAUACUUAUUGAUAUUAGUGAUCAGUGAAGAUAUUUACUGGAGGUUUGUGUGCAGCACAAACACGCAAUUGCACAUAUUGUACAUAUUGUAACUAGCUUAUGGUAUUUCGGAAGUUUUUUAUAUACUGACAUAUAACUAAAAAACUUGUAACUCAUGUCAUGGGGAUUACUGUACAUGUUAAUUGAUGUAUAUACUUGUCUAAAAUGCCCACUGAUGUGCGUGUGUUCGUACUUCUCCCCUCGCCCGCCACACUAUUAGAUCCACUUGUACAUUGUUUAUUUUUAAAAGGAAUUAAUACAGUCUGUUUUGUACUGUG